This is a messenger RNA of Baudoinia panamericana UAMH 10762, 1263 nucleotides long. RefSeq lists its product as uncharacterized. The annotation marks the transcript as partial. Gene Ontology annotation, cellular component: centrosome; cytoplasm; nucleus. Gene Ontology annotation, molecular function: protein kinase activity; ATP binding. Lineage: Eukaryota; Fungi; Ascomycota; Dothideomycetes; Mycosphaerellales; Teratosphaeriaceae. The record is from RefSeq and is a predicted model, not a curated record. Gene Ontology annotation, biological process: chromosome segregation; protein phosphorylation. The transcript is spliced from 2 exons.
AUGGCCGAAGAAUCAGAAGAUCAGAAGUAUGAGGUGCUAGAGAAGAUCGGUAAGCCAUCUCACUACCGUUGCCUCAUAUAUCAUCACACACUCACCUUCAUUUCAGGUCAGGGAUCUUUUGGCAUCAUCCGCAAAGUCCGCCGCAUCUCUACCAAGGACAUCCUAUGCCGGAAAGAGAUUUCGUACUCUCGCAUGUCUGAUCGAGAAAAAAUCCAACUCGCGGCCGAGCUCGACAUUCUCAAGACGUUCAACCACCCGCAUAUCGUGCGUUACUUCCAUCGGGAGCACAUCAAGGCCAGCCAUGACAUUCACCUGUAUAUGGAGUAUUGCGGCAAUGGCGACCUGGGAGGGUACAUUCGAAGGCUGAAGGAGAAGAAUGUGUGGGCGGAGGAAGAGUUUGUCUGGGGUGUUAUGGCGCAGUUGGUUGGAGCGUUGUAUCGUUGUCAUAAUGGCGAGGAUGCUCCAGGACCGAGUGAGGAUGGGGAGCCGAAAGUGAACAACACCAAAGGGUUACAAAGCAAGGUCGGUCGGAGGGUUAUAUUGCAUCGCGACCUGAAGCCUGAAAAUGUCUUCCUCUCAACCAACAAUGCCGUCAAGCUUGGCGACUUCGGGCUCUCCAAGAUCAUCGCCUCGCACGACUUCGCCUCGACUUACGUUGGCACACCGUUCUACAUGUCGCCAGAGAUUUGCGCAGCCGAGCGAUAUUCCACUGCUUCGGACGUCUGGUCGCUUGGGUGCAUCAUUUACGAGCUCGCCGCUCGCACCGUUCCAUUUGACGCCCGCUCCCAUGUCGAACUGGUCAUGAAGAUCAAGGCUGGACGCAUCAAGCCGUUGCCGGACAUGUAUUCGAGGGAGCUGUGGGAGGUCAUCUGUUGGUGUCUAAAAGUCGACCCGCGACAGAGGCCUGACACGGCAGGUUUGUUGCAGGUAGCGCAGAUAAAACAGGCGAGAAUGAGAUUGGCAGACGCAUCGAAGUUGGAGAGUUAUGAGGCGGAACUAGAGAAGGUGAAGGCGGAGAAAGAUGGUGCCCUGAGCAAGCUUAACGCGGCAUUGAGUCAGAUCCAGAGCUUGCAGGCAGAGGUGGCGAGCCUACGAGAAGUUGGCAAGAAGGUGGAGAUGGAGUGGCAUGCGAAGGCCACUUUAGCUAUUGACCAGCGGGUUGCAGAGGCGGAGAAGGUUCAGAAGGCAGAGCUGGAGCGGCAGAAGGCACAGCUCCUGCUGCAAUUCGAGGUGGCAGUGGAACAGCAGGUGGACGAGAAGCUG